UCCACCAUUUCAGUCCAUCUUUUGAGCCACGUCUGCUCGCCCGCAAAGCACUCGUCAUCGUCGUACUCCCGGGAGUCGUACCUGGAUUAGGAGGGACCCGUUUUAUCGGUAUUUUUUGAAGGUGGUGAACCCCGGCCCAAUAUCCGGCCAUGUUCUUCGCCAAAGUGCUGUUCCUGGCCGCGGUGGCCAUCCCGGCGGCGUUUGCCGGUGAAGCCGACGUCCUGGAUCUGACCGACGCAGACUUUGCUGCCCGGGUCGCCGAGUCCGAAACUACGCUGGUCAUGUUCUACGCCCCGUGGUGCGGUCACUGCAAGAAGCUGAAGCCGGAGUACGCCAAGGCCGCCGAGCUGGUCCGCGGCGAAGACCCCCCGAUUGCGCUCGCCAAGGUCGACUGUACCGAGGGUGGCAAGGAAACUUGCAACAAGUUCUCCGUGUCGGGCUACCCGACGCUCAAGAUCUUCAAGAACGGUGAAGUAUCGCAAGAGUACAGCGGCCCUCGGGAGGCCAGCGGUAUCGCCAAGUACAUGAAGUCGAUCGUCGGCCCGGCCUCGAAGGAUCUGCUCACGGUGGAGGCUUUCGACGCGUUCCUGAAGGUGCAGGAGACCAGCGUCGUCGGGUUCUUCCAGAAGGAGUCGGACUUGAAGGGUGUCUUCCUGAAGUACGCCGACAGCCAGCGCGAACGGUUGCGCUUUGGACACUCGAGCGCGCAAGCUGUGUUGGACAAGCAGGGUGAGACUGACGCGAUCUAUCUGUUCCGUGCCAAGCAGCUGGCCAACAAGUUCGAGCCGGACUUUGUCAAGUUCGAGGGCAAGACCAAGGAGGAGCUGACCACCUUCGUCAAGGAGAACUUCCAUGGGCUGAGCGGCGUUCGUACGCGCGAUACCCAGGCCGACUUCAAGAACCCGCUCGUUGUGGUGUACUACGCCGUGGAUUACGUGAAGAACCCCAAGGGAACCAACUACUGGCGUAACCGCGUCCUGAAGGUGGCCAAGGAGUUUGUCGGUCGCGUUAACUUUGCCGUCAGCGCCAAGGACGAUUACCAGCACGAGCUGAACGAGUACGGAUACGACUACGUCGGCGACAAGCCGCUGGUGCUGGCCCGCGACGCCAAGAACCAGAAGUUUAUCAUGAAGGAUGAAUUCUCCGUCGAGAACCUGCAGACCUUUGCCGGUGAGCUGGAGGAGGGCGCGCUGGAACCGUACGUCAAAUCCGAACCCAUCCCGGAGAGCAACGACGCCCCGGUCAAGAUUGCCGUCGGCAAGAACUUUGAGGAUGUCGUCACCAACAACGGCAAGGACACCCUGGUCGAGUUCUACGCGCCGUGGUGCGGCCACUGCAAGAAGCUGACCCCGGUCUACGACGAGCUGGCGACCAAGCUGAAGGACGAGGAGGUCGCCAUCGUCAAGAUGGACGCGACCGCCAACGACGUGCCGCCCACGUUCGACGUCCGCGGCUUCCCGACGCUGUACUGGCUGCCCAAGGACGACAAGAGCAACCCCAAGCGCUACGAGGGUGGCCGCGAGGUGGACGACUUCCUCAAGUACAUCGCCAAGCACGCCACCAGCGAGCUCAAGGGAUUCGACCGCAAGGGAAGCGCCAAGAAGGUCGAGCUGUAAUCUCAUUCUACACACUCACUAACUAGCCAGCGAUAGAGAGAGAGAGGUAAAGACUUGACCGUCCCUUGCAAGUCUUUCCUGUGACUUGGCCACAUGCCGACGCCAGCAGCAGCAAAGUGUAAAUUUCCAUUCCUGUUUUGUGAGACCUCAGCGAAAUUGUGCUUUCCGAUAAACUUUAUUUUUUUCUCUAGCGAGGGUCAGUUCGAGGGACAAACGUAGAAAUGCUUCGCUGGCACGAACAAAUCAACAACAAUUAACAACGUAAAACGCUUAGGUCAGUGGUCAGGGAGGUGAAGAAAAACUGACUGCACGUUAGUUGAAAAAUUUUCAUUUUCUUACUAUCUUUUCUUUUUUUGUACGAUUCACCACUACGCGGUUGUCCAUUGUAUGUUUAAGAGUGCAAAUGAGGGAGCAGAUUAAUUCUUUGUGCGGAUUAAUUUAACGAGAUCUUACAGUUGAAUAAAGAUUCUAAUUUUUUUAAGACUAA
Culex pipiens pallens (northern house mosquito) is the source of this 2103-nucleotide messenger RNA. Its product is annotated as protein disulfide-isomerase A3. Lineage: Eukaryota; Metazoa; Arthropoda; Insecta; Diptera; Culicidae. Gene Ontology annotation, biological process: protein folding; response to endoplasmic reticulum stress. Gene Ontology annotation, molecular function: protein disulfide isomerase activity. Bases 150 to 1616 code for a protein of 488 amino acids. The transcript is spliced from 3 exons. The record is from RefSeq and is a predicted model, not a curated record. Gene Ontology annotation, cellular component: endoplasmic reticulum.